CCGAACAAAAUGCUGAUCUCAUGCCCUGCGCGGCCGGAGCCCUUGGCUUAGCACCGGGGCUCGCGCCCAGGCAGGCUCGGCGGCGAGGCCACCCCCCCCCGGCCCCCCACCAUGACGUCCUACCGGCAGGAGCUGGAGAAGUACCGGGAUAUCGAUGAGGACAAGAUCCUGCGGGAGCUCUCGGCCGAGGAGCUGGAGCAGCUCGACCUGGAGCUGCUGGAGAUGGACCCCGAGAACAUGCUGCUGCCGGCGGGGCUGCGGCAGCGGGACCAGACGCGGAAGAGCCCCACGGGGCCGCUGGACCGGGCGGCCCUGCUGCAGCACCUGGAGAAGCAGGCGCUGGAGGCCACCGAGCGCGACGACCUGGUGCCCUUCACCGGCGAGAAGAGAGGGAAGCCCUUCGUGCCCAAGAACCCCACGAGGGAGAUCCCGCGCGAGGAGCAGAUCACGCUGGAGCCGGAGCUGGAGGAGGCGCUGGCCAACGCCACCGAGGCGGAGAUGUGCGACAUCGCCGCCAUCCUGGGCAUGUACACCCUGAUGAGCAACAAGCAGUACUACGACGCGAUCUGCAGCGGGACCAUCUCCAACACGGAGGGCAUCAACAGCGUGGUGAAGCCGGACAAAUACAAGCCGGUGCCGGACGAGCCCCCGAACCCAACCAACGUGGAGGAGACGCUGCGGCAGAUCCAGGCCAACGACGGGGCCUUGGAGGAUGUCAACCUCAACAACAUCAAGGACAUUCCCAUCUCCACGCUGAAGGCCGUCUGCGAGGCCAUGAAAACCAACACCCACGUCAAGAAGCUCAGCCUGGUAGCAACCCGCAGCAACGACCCCGUGGCCAACGCUGUGGCUGAGAUGCUGAUGGAGAAUAAGACCUUGCAGAGCCUCAACAUUGAGUCCAACUUCAUCACCAGCGCUGGCAUGAUGAGCAUCAUCAAGGCCAUGUAUAACAACAGCACCCUGAGUGAGCUCAAGGUGGACAAUCAGUGCCAACGGCUGGGCGACACGGUGGAGAUGGAGAUGGCCACGAUGCUGGAGCAGUGCCCCUCCGUCAUCCGCUUCGGCUACCACUUCACACAGCAGGGCCCGCGGGCCCGUGCCGCCAGCGCCAUCACCAAGAACAACGAGCUCCGUCGCAAGCAGAAGAAAAUAUAACCCGCCACGGCUCCACGUCCCCCUGGCCGCCGCGGUGCCCCAGGCACGACGCCUCGAGGCAGCCGCCCGGAGCCAGGGGCGCGCGCUCAGCUCCCGACCCCGGGGCGGAAACAAGCUCACGUUUCUGCUCCUCGGGGGUCGGCUCCUCUGUAAAUAAAGAGCACGGAGAGA
Messenger RNA from Rhea pennata, 1326 nucleotides. It is a transcript of the gene TMOD4, whose product is annotated as tropomodulin 4. NCBI's taxonomy places the organism in Eukaryota, Metazoa, Chordata, Aves, Rheiformes, Rheidae. Gene Ontology annotation, biological process: actin filament organization; myofibril assembly; muscle contraction. Gene Ontology annotation, molecular function: tropomyosin binding. Bases 112 to 1155 code for a protein of 347 amino acids. Gene Ontology annotation, cellular component: cytoskeleton; striated muscle thin filament; myofibril. The transcript has 10 exons. The record is from RefSeq and is a predicted model, not a curated record.